ACGUUUCAGAUUGCGAAUAACACGUGUUAGCCAUGAAACUCGCAGUGUUUUGCCUGUUGGCCAUUAUCUCUAUUGUUUACGCGGAUCAGUACACUAAUAAAUUUGACAACAUAGAUGUAGAUCAAAUUAUUAGCAAUGACCGGUUAUUAAAACGCUAUGUUGAUUGCGUGCUGGACAAGCCUAACGUUAGGUGUCCUGCUGAAGCGCAAGAACUGAAAAAACACAUAAACGAGGCGCUAGAAAAUGAAUGUGAAAAAUGUACGGAACGUCAGAAAGAGAUGAUAAAGAAGGUAAUAAAACAUAUAGUGAAUAAUAAGCAAGAUAUGUGGAACGAAUUGAAGGCGAAAUUCGAUCCGGAAGAGAAAUACGCGAAGAAAUAUGAGGAUGAGGCCAAGAACUAAGGUGUUUAGAUUUAAGGAUAAUCGACAAGCAGAGAAAUUAAUAUACGAUAUCAAAUUAUUAUAAAUUAUGAUGCAGUACUAAUUGUCAUCUUCCUUCUAGUUAGGACUUGACAUAAUUAAAAUAUGUACAUAUGUAUGCAAAUAAAACAUUGUCCAUAAUA
Molecule: messenger RNA, 562 nt
Organism: Cyphomyrmex costatus
Lineage: Eukaryota; Metazoa; Arthropoda; Insecta; Hymenoptera; Formicidae
Product: ejaculatory bulb-specific protein 3
Exons: 3
Coding region: 33-401 (122 amino acids)
Source: RefSeq, a predicted model, not a curated record